Molecule: messenger RNA, 864 nt
Organism: Penicillium crustosum
Lineage: Eukaryota; Fungi; Ascomycota; Eurotiomycetes; Eurotiales; Aspergillaceae
Exons: 1
Coding region: 1-864 (287 amino acids)
Biological process (GO): maturation of SSU-rRNA from tricistronic rRNA transcript (SSU-rRNA, 5.8S rRNA, LSU-rRNA)
Cellular component (GO): nucleolus; 90S preribosome; small-subunit processome
Molecular function (GO): protein binding
Source: RefSeq, a predicted model, not a curated record
AUGGAAUGCCAUCCUCCAUGUCGGACACCAAAAUGGAACCGUGACCCUUUGGUCUCCCAACUCUCAAACCCCCUCGUAAAGGCACUCGUGCACCAGGGACCUGUCCGGUCACUGGCAAUGGACCGCACAGGCCACUACAUGGUCUCUACAGGCCAAGACCAAAAGAUGAAUGUGUGGGAUAUCCGCAUGUACCGCGAGGUGCAUUCAUACUCAUGCUACCAGCCCGGCGCAUCUGUAUCGAUCAGUGACCGCGGCCUGACCGCAGUUGGCUGGGGCACUCAAAUGAGCGUAUGGCGUGGUCUUUUCGACGCCGCGCAAGCCGACCAAGGCAAGGUGCAGAGCCCAUACAUGGCAUGGGGCGGAGACGGCCAGCGCAUCGAGAACGUACGCUGGUGCCCAUACGAAGAUAUUCUCGGCGUAGGCCACGACCAAGGAUUCGCCAGUAUCAUUGUUCCCGGCGCCGGUGAACCCAACUUCGACUCACUCGAAGCCAACCCUUACGAGAACGUACGACAGCGCCAGGAGCACGAGGUCCACUCGCUGCUCACCAAAUUGCAGCCGGAUAUGAUCUCGCUCGACCCCAACAUCAUUGGAAAGCUCGAUACCGUCAGCGACAAGAAGUAUCAGGAGCAGCGCAACCCGGACCAAAAGCCCGAGGAUCAUAUGGAGAAGAUCAAGAACCGCGGUCGUGGCCGCAACAGUGCUCUGCGUAAGUACCUCCGCAAGAAGGGUGGAAAGAAUGUCAUCGACGAGAAGCGUGUCAAGGCCGAGACGUUGCGCAAGGAGUAUGCUGCUCGCACGAAGGACAAGCUCAAGCAGGAACGUCUGGAUCUGGGACCGGCUUUAUCCCGGUUCGCCAAAUGA